GGUGGGAUUUGCUUUCUUUCAUUUUCUUCCGCGAUUCAAUUCCACAAAACUCAAUUUUUCUUCCAACUAAAUAAUUCCACCCACACACUUAAUGUGUGUGAAAAUAAACACACAUACGAUACUAUAUAUAUGUGGUGUAUUUAUCGUAUCCCAUUUUUCUUAAUGUGUUGAUUACUCAUUCUCCGCCUCUCUCUCUCUCUCUGCAUUGCCAUCUCUCUCUCUCUCUCUCUCUAUAUAUAUAUAUAUAUGAAUCUCCCACUCUCUCACACACACAAACACUGAGCCUCAGAUUCUUUCAUCGCUGCCUUAAUUCUCGUCUCUCUCUCCUAUCCACUUUCACUCGUUAAGCCCUCAUCUCAAAAAAAGAAAAAGAAAAAAAAAAGUAAUUGAAAUCAGUGAUCUCGACGAUGAAGGUGCGGCUGUGCGAGCUCUGCAAUGCGAAGGCUGCCGUCUUCUGCCCCUCCGACGCCGCAUUCCUCUGCUGGACAUGCGACGCCAAGGUCCAUGAGGCGAACUUCCUCGUCGCGCGCCACGUCCGCCUCGGCGUCUGCUCCAAUUGCAGGAGCUUCACCGCCGAUUUGGUCGCCGGCGUAGGCCCCCGCCCCUCCGCCAACUGCCGCUCCUGCCCGCCAGAGUCGGCAGAGGAGGACGACCUCGGCUCGAUCUCGUCAACCAGCUCCUCCGCGUGCGCCUCCAGCACCACCACCUCGCCGCCGGAGAAGGUUUACUCCGGCGACUCGUCCUCCUCCUCGCGGCGGCGGACGUCGUCGAGGCCGCGGGUGGGUCGUCUCAAAGCGGCGGAGGGUGUUUUCGCCGAUUGGUGCGGCAAGCUCGGGAUGGAGACCGGCUCGGCUGCACGGACGGCUUGCAGAGCGUUGAAUUCGUGCGGCGAUCGGUGGACGGCCCUGCCGUUCCGCGUGUGCUUGGCGGCUGCGAUGUGGCUCGGGCUGCGGCUCAGCCUUGAGAGGUCGGUGCUGACGUGGAGGGUUCUGAAACGGUUGGAGGAGAUCUCCGGCGUGCCGGCGAAGAUUAUAGUAGCCGCCGUGUCGAAAUUGGAGCGAGGUGUGAGAGGAGGUGAAGUGGACAACCGGCGCCGGCCUCAACUGGAAGAGGGAUGGGCUGAGUGCUAGGUUCAUGGCGCUCUCUUUCUGUAUUUUCUUUUUUCUGGAUGGAAAUUAAUGGUUUAAGAAAAUAUUUUUAAUUUUAUCUAAGCUUUCGUUUUA
Molecule: messenger RNA, 1223 nt
Organism: Salvia miltiorrhiza (redroot sage)
Lineage: Eukaryota; Viridiplantae; Streptophyta; Magnoliopsida; Lamiales; Lamiaceae
Product: B-box zinc finger protein 32-like
Exons: 1
Coding region: 408-1130 (240 amino acids)
Molecular function (GO): zinc ion binding
Source: RefSeq, a predicted model, not a curated record